UAUAAAGAGUAGUAAAUCGAUGGAGACUUGUUCAGGUUGAGUGGAAUGAAUAUGGAAGAUUUAUAGAGCUGAUUUCAACUAAUUAGGGAUGGAGGAAUAGUUGAUUAAUAUUCUGUUGUGAAAUUUUUGGGGAAAGUCUAUUUUAUACAUCAAUUUGUUGCCACGUGGGUCCAAUUUUUGAAGAACAAUAAGAUUCUUGUAUGGAUGGCUUAAAUUUUGCAGAAGAUGUUAAGCAAUAUUUUGUGCUUUUUUUUAUUGUUCUGUGGACUAUUGAACAUGUUUGAUGCCCAGUUCAAUGGUUUAGAUAAAAUUGGCAUAUUAUGUAUUUAGAGGGAUGAUUCUUUUUGGAUGGUUACGGUAAUCAGAACAUAUGCUUUUGAGCUCAAAUUUAAUGUGUUCAUCACUUCAGCUAGUGAAAAAAAGAAGGGAACUUUAGUUGAGUGCAGUUGGUAGUAAGUCUAUUAAGGUCAUGAGUUCAAGGGAUCCGUUAGUUUCCUCAAUGUCUCUGCAGUUCUUAGGUCAAGAAGACAACAUUGCCGUGUACUACCAGCAACAGGUGGAAAUGCUCGAGGGCUUCAAUGAAAUGGAUGCCUUGGCUGAUCGUGGUUUUGUACCUGGGAUGUCAAAGGAAGAGAGGGAAAAAUUGGCCAGAAGUGAAACAACUGCCAUUAGGAUAUCAAAUAUUGCAAACAUGGUUCUCUUUGCCGCUAAAGUAUAUGCAUCUGUCAAGAGUGGUUCAUUGGCCAUCAUAGCAUCCACGUUGGAUUCACUGCUUGAUCUUCUCUCUGGUUUCAUUUUAUGGUUUACAGCUUUCUCUAUGCAGACACCAAACCCGUAUCAAUAUCCUAUCGGGAAGAAACGUAUGCAGCCUUUGGGAAUCCUUGUAUUUGCUUCUGUCAUGGCGACUUUGGGACUGCAGAUAAUUCUGGAGUCUAUGCGUACACUAAUAUCCGAUGAGUCUAAUUUCAGCCUUACCAAGGAGCAAGAGAGAUGGGUUAUUGGGAUUAUGGUUUUUGUGACUUUAGUGAAACUAGUUUUGGUGUUGUAUUGCCGGUCUUUCACCAAUGAGAUUGUUAAAGCAUAUGCCCAGGAUCAUUUCUUCGAUGUUAUCACAAACGUUAUUGGACUAGUCGCGGCAUUGCUUGCUAACUACUUCAGUGGCUGGAUAGACCCUGUUGGAGCUAUGAUUCUCGCGUUGUAUACCAUUCGAACAUGGUCAAUGACCGUGUUAGAGAACGUGAACUCUCUUGUCGGUAAGGCAGCUGCACCAGAAUAUCUGCAGAAGCUGACUUACCUCUGCUGGAACCAUCACAAAGCCAUAAAGCAUAUAGAUACAGUGAGAGCCUAUACAUUUGGUUCUCAUUACUUUGUCGAAGUUGAUAUCGUCCUACCUGCAGACAUGCCCUUACAAGAGGCACAUGAUAUCGGUGAGUCAUUGCAGGAGAAGCUCGAAUUAUUGCCAGAGAUCGAACGUGCCUUUGUUCAUCUCGACUAUGAAUACAGCCAUAAACCUGAACAUGCACAAGCAUACCUAUAAUCAAAUGGAUAUUGGUAACAUCUUCUCUACCUAAUAUUAUAUACCACAAGUUAACUUUGUAAUGCUGUCAAUCUGGUAAUUGCUCUUAAAAGAAAAGCUACUAUUAUCUGGUAGAACAGGGAUUGCUUUAUUCAUAUAUAUAAUAUAUAUUUGCCAUGAUUCCUCA
Molecule: messenger RNA, 1703 nt
Organism: Solanum lycopersicum (tomato)
Lineage: Eukaryota; Viridiplantae; Streptophyta; Magnoliopsida; Solanales; Solanaceae
Product: metal tolerance protein 11
Biological process (GO): monoatomic cation transport; transmembrane transport
Cellular component (GO): membrane
Molecular function (GO): manganese:proton antiporter activity
Source: RefSeq, a predicted model, not a curated record